UUUUCAAAAAUUAAAUCGUUCAUAACAGAAGUGCGAAGUAAUUAAAUAUUGAACCCUUUUGAUGCCUCGGGUAUAAUUGAAAUAGAAUAUUCUAGCUUAUUCCAACAUUUUACAUCGACGCACAACCUGCGCCACGACGUAGAUCGAUGGAAUGUUUGUAAACAAACACAGUGUGUAUAUCGUCACGCUCGCAUUAAAAGAAUAAGGGAAAAAGAAAAUGGAUAGUUUGUUUGUGUCAGUGUUCAGGUCAUCAUGCAAAGCUUAAAAAGUGUUGGGAAUUACCUAAUGCGGGAAUUGUCACAUAGUAAUGUUCAACAUUUUUCAAAUUCAUCGAAGGUUUUGUUUGCAUUCUGUUCAAAUUGCAGAGACAAAAGUCUUUCCAAAGAGUUCGUACUAUCGGCUGAAGACCUAGACUGCCUUAGAGUAGACUUUUCCUCCCAGGAUUACGAUCUGGACCGAUACUCUCCAACUAUAAGGAACCAAAACGAAGAAUUCCUACGCGAGAUCUCCGUAAUUAAACCGGAAGUGAUCUUCGUCGACCACAUACAGGAAAGUCAAUAUCUGAUGCAGACUAAAGGCACACUAAGGACUCUGGGAUAUACUGGACAUCUCAGUGGACUCAAAAAAGGACGAGGACUGGGCAUUUUCGUAAGGAAGGAUGUUGCUGAAAGCUUGCGUGAUGCAUCUGUAUCAGUAUCCGGUAACAUAUCAAAAAUGUUUGAUCCCUUGUAGUUUUUAAGGAUUAUGUGAUAGACAUUCUUUUAAUUACAUAACAAUAACAUUACAAUCAAGUGUUUUGAAGAAAUGAGAUAUAUGUAUCUAUUUGAUAUAGAGAUGAACAUUUUUAUAGAUUUACAAUUUCAUUAUCUUAGCAAUAAACGGUGAUUUUCAGGUAAAAACUGUAUUAUUAGAAUAAUUUUCCUGUUAUUUUUAUAGUUUUUAAUUGUUUAAUAAAAUUAUGAAUACAU
Messenger RNA from Saccostrea echinata, 968 nucleotides. RefSeq lists its product as uncharacterized. Bases 253 to 732 code for a protein of 159 amino acids. The record is from RefSeq and is a predicted model, not a curated record. The transcript is spliced from 3 exons. Lineage: Eukaryota; Metazoa; Mollusca; Bivalvia; Ostreida; Ostreidae.